Messenger RNA from Bufo gargarizans (Asiatic toad), 2494 nucleotides. It is a transcript of the gene KLHL35, whose product is annotated as kelch like family member 35. Gene Ontology annotation, molecular function: protein binding. The record is from RefSeq and is a predicted model, not a curated record. Lineage: Eukaryota; Metazoa; Chordata; Amphibia; Anura; Bufonidae. The transcript is spliced from 7 exons. The coding region runs from base 148 to 1848 and encodes 566 amino acids.
UAGUAAUAGUGACCCCCUCCCCCACGCCCUAUAGACAGUGUAAAUAUAAGAGGAGCUCCGCUGACAGCAGAGGGAUCAUCCUAGAGAAUGGAGCUGCCACCGCCGCCCCGCACUCCUCUGCGCAGAAAGUACCUUUAGAUCCCUGACAUGGAAGACGAGAAGCAAGAGGUACAGCGUAGACCCUGUGGUGGGGCCUGUCAUGCCAAUGAGAUCCUACACAGCCUAAACAAAGACAGACAGAGCGGCUUAUUUACAGAUGUCAUCCUUCGAGUCGAUGGUCAGAGCUUCUUCUGCCACAAAGUCAUCCUGUCUUCUGCAAGUUCUUACUUUAGAGCCAUGUUUACCAGUGGUCUUAAGGAGAGUAGUGACCAUGUGGUGGAACUUCAUGACAUCUGCCCUUCAGUGAUGUCCCUGGUCCUGGACUUCAUGUACCGAGGCAGGAUUUCCAUACAAGAAGACAAUGUAGAGGACAUCUUGCAGGCUUCGGAUCGGCUCCACCUCUGCAGUCUUCGAGACGAGUGUGUGAAGUUUCUCGACUGCCAUCUAGACCCUUACAACUGUGUUGGCAUCAUGAAGUUUGCAGACAUGUUCUCCAUCACUUCACUGUCUGAGAAGAGUAAGAGGAUGAUGGUGGAAGGUUUUGAGGAAGUCUCCCGCCAUGAGGAGUUCUUAAAAUUGAGUAAGGAGGAACUGGUGGAGUAUUUGUCCAACGAUGACCUAGCAGUGAGUAAGGAAGAAGUGGUCUAUGAAGCUGUCAUGAGGUGGGUGAAGGAUGGGGAAGGUCAAGGAAGAGCAGCUCUGAAGGACCUUUUGGAACAUGUGAGAUUACCCUUGCUGGACGUGACUUAUUUUCUUGAGAAGGUGGAAAUGGACAAGACCAUCCAAGAAUGUUCUGAGUGCUUCCCUCUACUUCAUGAAACUCGGAUUUAUCACAUUCUUGGAGACACAACGAAUUCUCGAAGCGUGAGACCAAGAAGGUUCAUGGACGUGUCGGAGAUCAUUAUUGUUAUUGGCGGCUGCGACAAGAAAGGAAACCUAAAGUUACCGUACAUAGAUAGGUAUGAUCCCCGGACGGGGCAGUGGACGGCGCUCUCCAUGUUUCCCGGAUUCACUAAGUCUGAGACGGCUCUGUGCACCCUGAAGAAUAACAUUUAUGUCUCCGGAGGUCAUAUAAACAGCCGCCAUGUCUGGAUGCUCAACAUUCAGAUUAACAGCUGGGUAAAGAUGGCGUCAUUGAACGCAAAGCGGUGGAGGCACGGCAUGGUCACCUUAAAGGGACAGAUUUACGCUGUCGGUGGAUUUGACGGUGCGAAGAGGUUGUCCACGGUGGAGCGGUACGACUCGUUCACUAACGUCUGGUCUCCUGUGGCCCCCAUGUUGGAAGCUGUGAGCUCGGCGGCGGUAGUCUCCUGCCUGAACAAGCUCUAUGUCAUUGGCGGAGCUGUGGAGGAUUAUGGGAACACAGAUAAGGUCCAAUGUUACCGCCCUGAGGAGGAUAAAUGGACCUACGUGUCUCCGGCCCCUUUCUCUAAGGGCGGCAUCAGUGGAGUCGAAAUUGACGGGACUAUCUACGUUGUCGGGGGACUAACGAGCACGAUCUUCAGCUACCGACCAAGUACAGACCGGUGGAGUGAGGAGGUGGCUUUACCAGAACCCCUGGAAAGCUGCGGUGUGGCGGUCUAUGGGGGAAAGCUCUACAUAAUGGGAGGCAGAGGUGAAAACGGAGAAGCCACGGACAGAUGUUUAGUGUUUGAUCCCGAGACCAAGCAAGUUUCUGAAGAUCGACCAUUACUCCGGUCAACUAGCCAUCAUGGCUGCGUCACCGUCCUCCAGAAACUGAGGAUGUGAUUAAACGUCAGACCUUAAUUCUUAGUGUCGGGCCCUAAAGGCAGAGAACAAAGAAGGAGGGGAUAUAAGAUACCUGUUGGCGGAUAAACUGAUGACUAGCAAGACAUGGAUACUGCUCACUAUGGAUACAACAAGGAUGGACGCUCCUCGAGGGGGGGAGGGGAUGAUCAGGGGGUGGAGCAAAUUAGAGCAUGCAACGUGGUCCAUGCCCUACAGCGCUGCAUUGUGUGCAGAUUCAUUUAGUAAAAUAUCUUUAUAUGGAUCGGACCUCCAUUUUUCUGAUAAAGAACUCCAAAUUCCCUACACAGCUAUGGAACUGAAUGAUAAAAUGCUGACUGCUUGCAGCCACCACUAGAUGGAGCUCAUGAGCUUAUUGCAUGUGAUUUAUAUAGUCACCACUAGAGGGAGCUCAGGAGCUUACUGCAUGUGAUGUAUACAACCACCACUAGAGGGAGCGCAGGAGCUUACUACAUGUGAUGUAUACAACCACCACUAGAGAAGCUCAGGAGCUUACUGCAUGUGAUGUAUAUAGCCACCACUAGAGGGAGCGCAGGAGCUUACUGCAUGUGAUCUAUACAGCCACCACUAGAGGGAGCGCAGGAGCUUACUACAUGUGAUGUAUACAACCACCACUAGAGAAGCUCAG